Dictyostelium purpureum is the source of this 2130-nucleotide messenger RNA. RefSeq lists its product as uncharacterized. Gene Ontology annotation, molecular function: alpha-1,2-mannosyltransferase activity. Bases 1 to 1890 code for a protein of 629 amino acids. Gene Ontology annotation, cellular component: endoplasmic reticulum membrane. The record is from RefSeq and is a predicted model, not a curated record. Gene Ontology annotation, biological process: protein N-linked glycosylation. Lineage: Eukaryota; Evosea; Eumycetozoa; Dictyosteliales; Dictyosteliaceae. The transcript is spliced from 6 exons.
AUGGGAAAAGUUAAAAAUAAUAAAAAUCAACAUGUUUCUAAUGACGAUGAUGGAGUGGUUAGAAAUAAAAGAAUUGAUGAUAGUUAUCAUACUACAUUUUUAGUAUUUAUACUAUUUUUCAUUAGUUCAACUCUCUCAGCAAAUUAUAAUAGAAUUUUAGAUUGCGAUGAAUAUAUGAACUAUUGGGAGCCAACACAUUAUUUGAUGUACAAUAAAGGAUUGCAAACUUGGGAAUAUAGUCCAACUUAUUCAUUAAGAUCUUAUGCAUAUUUAUUAAUUCAUUCGUCAAUUGGUAAAUUAUUAACACCUUUAUCAAAUGGAAAUAAGAUUAUAUUGUUUUAUCUUAUUAAAGUUGCAAUUGGAUUUUUUACAUCAGUUUCACAAACUAUAUUUUAUAGAGGUGUAAAGAAUAUGUUUGGCAAAGAAAUUUCAUUAUAUACUAUGAUUUUUAUGUUAUUUUCACCAGCAUUCUUUUUAUCAGGUUCAAACUUUUUACCAACUAGUUUUUCAAUGAUUACAUUUAUGGCAGCAUAUGGAUUUUGGAUGUUAUAUCAAUCAUCAUCAACACCAUUAUCUGGAUUAUCACCAAAGUAUUCAUCAAAAGAGGCUAUAUAUUCAGUAUUUUUAAGCGCAACUAGUGUAUUUUUAGGUUGGCCAUUUGUAAUUGUACUCAUUGUACCAAUAGCAUUAAAUUUAAUUAUUAAAAAUGGUUUUUUCAAAGUAUUAAUAUGGGCAUUAAUUCCAGUUUUAUUAGUUUUUGUUCCAAUGGUUUUAAUUGACUAUCAAUAUUAUGGUAAAUGGGUAAUUGCUAUCCUAAACAUCAUCGCCUACAACUUUACAUCAAGCCAUAGUGGUGGUUCACAAUUAUAUGGUAUUGAACAUUGGAGUUUUUAUUUUAUAAAUGCUUUUGUAAAUUUUAAUAUUGUAUUUUUAUUAUCUUUAUUUACAAUCCCAACUAUUAUUAUUUUUAGAAAAUGGAGCGGUAGUUUAAAAAAUUUAACUUUACUUUCAAUUAUCUAUACAAUUUGUCCAUAUUAUAUUUGGUUUGGUUUUAUGAGUUACCUACCACACAAAGAAGAAAGAUUUUUAUUUGUUAUCUAUCCAUUUAUUUGUUUAGCAGGUUCAAUUACAUUCUAUACAGUUUUAAAUGUCUUAAAUUUAAUGAUUUCAUAUUUAAAGAAUGAUGGUGCUCAUAAGAAGAACGACGAUAUCAAACAAGUUGAACAACAACACUACAACAUCAAUAUUUACUAUGGAUUGAUAAAUUUAAUUAAAUAUUUAUUCAUAUUUGUUUUCAUCACCUUAUCAGUUUCAAGAAUCUAUUCAACCUAUGUAAAUUAUACUGCACCAUUCAACGCUUUUACUUUUUUAAAUAACGAAAUUUUAAUGAAUGGUGAUGUUUCAAAUCCAAAAUUCCCAAGACAUCUUUUAAAAAAUGGUGAUAAUGAAAUUAAAGUUUGUGUUGGUAAAGAAUGGCACAGAUACCCAUCAAAUUUCUUUUUACCAAAUGAUAAGGGAAAUGUUACAUUUACCUUAAAAUUCAUCGAAUCAGAUUUCAAAGGUCAUUUACCAAAACCAUUUUCAACUUUAUCAAAUGGUACUGCAAUAGUACCAACUAAUAUGAAUGAUCAAAACAAACAAGAGUUUGAUAGAUAUAUUAAACCAUCAGAAUGUAGUUUUAUUGUUGAUUUUGAUACUCCAAAUCAAAAUGAGGAGCAUUAUGUUGAUGAUAUUGAAAAUUGGAAAGCUGUCUAUUCAACCCCAUUUUUAGAUGCAGGUUCAUCCAAGAGUUCAUUAUAUAGGGCAUUCUGGGUACCAAAGAAAUCAGCCGAAAAUAACAAAUAUUACGAUUAUUAUAUUUUAGAAAAAAGAGAUACAACUUUACUUUAGAUAUUAUAAUAAUAAUUAAAAUAUUUAUAACAAUAUAAUUUUAAUAAUAGUAAUUAUAAUAAUUAUAAUAAUUAAUAAUUAUAAUAAUUAUAACAACAUAAUAAUAAUAACAAUAUAAUAAUAACACAAUAUACAAAUAAAAAAAAGAAUAAAGAUAAUAUUCAAAAAUAAAAGAUUAAAAAAAAAAAAAACUAGAUCUAGUUUUCCCACAAAGGGUUAAAAUUAAAAUUUAUUUAUUAU